Molecule: messenger RNA, 5843 nt
Organism: Siniperca chuatsi (mandarin fish)
Lineage: Eukaryota; Metazoa; Chordata; Actinopteri; Centrarchiformes; Sinipercidae
Gene: flvcr2a
Product: FLVCR heme transporter 2a
Exons: 11
Coding region: 2874-4400 (508 amino acids)
Biological process (GO): heme export; transmembrane transport
Cellular component (GO): membrane
Molecular function (GO): heme transmembrane transporter activity; heme binding
Source: RefSeq, a predicted model, not a curated record
UGAUAUUUUCUAGGCGUCUGAUAGGCCUAUAGCAUAUUGUCUUGUGUGUCGUCACUAAAAUGAUGCCAUACAGACUAGUUAGGCCUGCAACUGUUAUAGUCAUUUGUCAUAAGCUAACUUCAAAUACAGUUUUGAAGAUGUAUGAUCCAUCUGGGCAAAAUAUUCCUUAUUCAGGAAAGUUAUUUGCUUUGAGGGUGGCAACCAAAUGGGAGGUGACGUGCAGUUUCGCCUUCGCCUGCUGGUACAAUGCAUAGUUAGAGAAGUCUAGUAGCCAAGUAUAUCAAGGCUGUCGUGCUCCAGGUAUGGUAGACUGACGGUUAUUUGAAUUUUUUUUGUAUGUUUUUAUGCGAAAAUGUCCUCUCAGAAUAAUAGGCUGUAUGGUUUUGUAUAUUGUUCAUGUCUCGUCACUUUGAGGAAGCGUAAUGACCGUGAGGCAGUUUGUAGCCGGAAUACCGAAAGUGUUUUAGAUGUGGAGCUUUAUGAGCCUGCAACUGUUUAUCUGUUGUCGUUAAGAGUUUAAUUGCGCUGUUUUUAUGGAAAUAAGGCGAAUGCGUUGCCAACAAAGCAAUCUCGGCCAAGCAACUACUAUGCCUUCCUCUAGAUAACCUAUCAAAAUACUGAUAUCGUACCAUGAUUUGAUUUCCUUAAAGACGCCUGAGAAUAGUGAUCAUGAUUUGGGGUUGCAGUUUUAAUAUCAUGAGAGAGGUUUUGCUUCUCCUUUUCUUCUCUUCACUCCUUCCAUUCAUGGAUUCGCUCCAUGAGGCAGGGGUGGUGUAGCUGCAGGCUGCAGACAGCAAGGGCACUACAGUACUGCCGUCGGAAAUUUCCAGUCUGUUCAAGCUGCUAAAAACACGGUCACAACAGCAACAGGAGAGAAAACUGGGGCCACAGGUCAUUUACUUCUAAACAUACAGCAUCCCUCAAUAUGACGAUUAAAAGACCUUUUUGGCUCUGCAAAAAAGCCACAGUGGUGCUCUGAGAUGUUUUUUUUAAUGAAAACUAAAGCCCAUUAAAUGAUUUAUUACUAAUAUGCCUACAUUUUUCAAACUAAAUAUAUUAGAGCCAAAAGUUCAAUUAUGGAAAUGUUAGCAUUUAAAAUGUAACAUUCCCAAUUUUCAUUACAAUUGCCUAAGUCCACUUUUAUGCUUUGGAUAGCUAAACGCAUAAAGGUAAAGCUCAACUUUGUUUUCAUGUAGAAUUCAUUAAAUGAAUUAUACAAUGAGGUACAUAAAAGUAAGGAUAAUCAAUAACUAGAUAAUACAUUUGAAUAUCAGUGAAACUAUUAUUUUCAUUAUCGAUUAAUCUACCAAAUAGCAAAAAGUGCCCAUCACAAGUUUCAAAGGUGACGUCAUAAAAUGCCUUGUUUUGUAUCACCAACAGUACAAAACUAUCAUAGAAGUCAAAUAUUUGCAUUUGAAAAGCUGGAACCAGUUAGUUGUUGACAUUUUUUUCUUUAAAAAGGUUUGAAAUUGUUAAUCAAUUAUCAAAAUAGUUGCAUAUUAAUUUUCUGUCGAUCAAGUAAUCAGUUAAUCAACUAAUUGUUACAGCUCUAAUGAAAAUGUUGGAGCGCUCAGGAACACUCAUGAUGCGGCAUGAUAGAAUACAUUUGACCCAGAAUAAAAUGUAUCACUCUUGUUAACCUUGAACACUGUAAAUUUGAAAAUAAUUGAUCUUGACUGAUUGUGUGUGCCCUAAAUCCCAUCACAGUACUAACCCUCCACUGAGAAAUACAUCUCUGAGUAAAAAGAGUGACGACAAGCCCCACUGUGGUUUAGUAUCAUUUAGUAUCAGAACCACCACACAUUCUUAUUUCAAACCCUGCUCUCCAGCACCUCGACAGGCUGUGUGUCAGUCAUACAUGUCAGUAUCUCCUCAUGUCAUGUUCCAUCAAUCACUCAGUGCUGUAUGUGUUAUCUUCAUUAACAUGGACAAAGGUCAGAGGCCAUAGUGUUCUCUUUCAAGGGCUGAAUAAGCAAAGCAGAGCAGCUUGGGCUAACACUUGAUUGCCCUAAUCAGUAUUAUGACAGGCCUGGCAUCACCUGGAAACAUACAAAGUGUUCUGCAAUGAUAUUUUGCUGAUAAUGCUAUGUAGGUUUUUGUUAACGUGUGCAAUUACUUACUUUUGUCCCCUAAGAUUGGAGGACAGUAUAAAAAGGGCUACAAUUCCUACUCUGAUCAUCUGAUGUGGAUGUAAAUACUCUCAAAUUAAAGCUGGAAAUCAACAUUUCUGUUUCAUUUAAAACCCAGUGUUUUUGAGUGCACAAGCACAGCCAACAUAACAAAAUGAAGUGUCACUGUGAUCCUACUUUCUGACUGCAACUGUACUUUGCGGCAUUCUUUCCAGUUUGUCAGUUUUCUGAUGGAUUUGCAGUCUUUGUUAAGCAUCACCCUCCAUGGACUUUUGCUCCUCUGUACACAGUAUGUGUGUGUGUCAUGUGCCUAACUUUAGCAAUAAAAUCAAGUUGCCCACUCAGCGCCUGCUAUCAAUUGGUAGAUGGAUGCUUUGACAUGAGCUGGAAGGAGGAGUUUGAAAUGAGAAGUAAAACUCACAAAAGAAAUCCAUUACAUACCAGAGUCAGUCAGGUAUGUAACAGUUGGCUGGUAUCAUAGCUUCCCAACGCUGCCCAUUAUAUUUAAACUGCAACCCAGAUCCGCCUCUGCUAAAUCAGAGGGAGUAAUAAGCAGUAAUCGCCACUUUAGGCACAGCAGGGGAGCUCAUUUAUGAUCAGCAUGUAGGAAAUACCUGCUGGGUGGGAGGGGCGAGUCAGGUAAACUGCCACAGUGUUAAGAGAGCGCACACACUAGGAGAAAUGUUUGCUCUUCCCUCUAGCUGUUAGCCUGAAGGAGAAGGGAAGCGCCUCAGUGGGAGCAACAUGAGCUCUCAGGGUGAUCACGAGUGGAUGGACAAUGAUUGGUCUCCAACAAGAAAAGAGAGAACCAAUCUGGGAGAAUACAACCACCACCUGCUUCUGGGAGACAGCAGCGACCCCUUGGAGCCUUCGGUCCUGGACACAGCAUGGCUCUUCCCGCUAAUGGAGACCAGGUUGUACAAGCGGCGAUGGGUCAUGCUAUUCGUCUUCAGCGCCUUCUCCAUGAGCAACGCCUUCAUGUGGCUGCAGUACGGCAUCAUCAGCAACAUCUUCAUGCGCUUCUACAACAUCGACACCCUGGCCAUCGACUGGCUCUCCAUGAUCUAUUUCAUCACCUACAUCCCCCUCAUCCUGCCCGUCACGUGGGUGCUCGACAACCGGGGCAUGAGGGACGUUGUGGUGGUGGGCUCAGCCUUCAACUGCAUUGGGGCAUGGAUCAAGACGAGCACGGCCCACCCCAACAUGUUUGCCAUGACCUUUUUUGGCCAGUUUGUGUGUUCGGUGGCCACUGUUUAUAUCCUGGGCAUCCCAUCCAGACUUGCGUCCCUGUGGUUUGGGCAGCAGGAAGUGUCCACCGCCUGUUCCAUUGGCGUUCUGGGAAACCAGAUGGGUAUUGCCAUUGGGUUCCUGAUCCCACCCAUCCUUGUGCCUAAUGUGGAUGAUAUAAAUGAGUUGGAGUACCACAUCAGAAUCAUGUUCUACAUCAGCGCGGGAGUGGCCACCCUCAUCUUUAUCCUCGUGGUCAUUGUGUUUCAGGAGAGACCAGAGAUCCCUCCCACCCAGGCCCAGGCUCAGGCCAGGAACAUCCCCCCCGACGAGUACUCGUACAUGGCUUCUAUCGUGAGGCUGCUGCGCAACAAGCCCUUCAUGCUCCUGGUGGUCAGCUAUGGGCUCAAUGUUGGCUGCUUCUACGCUGUUUCCACACUGUUGAAUCGGAUGAUCAUUGAACACUAUCCUGGUGAAGAGGUGAAUGCUGGGAGAAUUGGUCUGACCAUUGUCGUUGCUGGCAUGGUGGGGUCCCUCAUAUGUGGCAUUUGGCUGGACAAGACCAAAACCUACAAACAAACCACCUUGGUCGUAUAUCUCCUCUCUCUUGCUGGGAUGCUGGUCUACGCCUUCACCCUCAACCUGGGUCACCUGUGGGUGGUGUUUGUCACAGCUGGAGUUUUAGGCUUCUUCAUGACAGGAUAUCUACCUCUGGGCUUUGAGUUUGCAGUAGAGCUCACCUAUCCAGAAUCAGAGGGAACCUCAUCUGGACUGCUUAACUGUUCAGCUCAGAUCUUUGGAAUCAUUUUCACCAUCUCCCAAGGGAAAAUUAUUGAUACAUGGGACACUUUAGCGGGAAACAUCUUCCUGAGUAUCUUUCUGCUAAUAGGAGCAGUAAUGACAGGAUUCAUCAAGUCUGACCUCCGACGACAGAAGGCCAACCUACAGGCGGAGGUCCAGACAGUGAGUCCUACAGGCUCCAUGUCAUCGGUGCAGGACUACAUGGCCACAGACUGCAGCAGCCCCUGGCAACGGUUGUCUUGACAUAACCCCUCCCACCUCACUAAAACCAAAACACACACCUGCCAAGAAAGUGGCAGCUGAUCUAGAAGGAGGCGUCUCUCCACCUGAAAUCCUGAAAGAGAGGAAGUUUUAAGGAGAACAGACAAACAGAAAUACUGACACGUCAGCAUACAUAAACAUGCACACAUGGCCACAGAGGGAAAAAAGCUGCUGUGAAGAGUGAUCACAUGGAGAGUGAAUCAUACUGAACAGCCCUCUGUGAGGCUUUAUGAUUGGAGUAAGAACCAGCAGACUUGCUGUAUAUUUAAUGCACUGUACAACAUGAUGUACUGUAUGGACGCCACACUCUGGCCUUACCAGAGAUUCAAACUAAUAUCCCAAGUGCAACUUAGCUCAUCCCAAAGCAAGCACAAGGCAAUCAUGCACAAGGGGAACGCACUUAGAACCUCAGUGGUUUUUACAAUUAUCUUUCGUAAACAUUAAUUGUAUCCAAUGUAGGCAUUUUACAUGUCUUGUCAGUGCAAUGCAACUGCCACUUUAGUGACUACACUCUUUAAGUGAAUUCAACUUUUAACUAAAUUGUUUCCUAGGAUUUUACCGUCCCCCACUGAUUAGUGUUAAUGUAGUGUUCUAUGCAUCUAAUGAGCAAUAUUUAAACUGUGAGUGUUUCCUAAUAUUGGACCAAUAUAGUGUGUAACUUUUCUCAGUCUGGACUUUGCUGAGGGCAUUUAUUUGAGUGUUCUGUUUUUAGAGGAUGCAUGUUGCAGACUAAUAACUGGAACGCGUUUUCCUGUCAUGGCAGCUGGGUCGUUUUGUGGCUCAACAAGGCCUUCAUAUCCUCUCUGCCUGCCAUUCAGGAUCACAUGGAAGUGUUACUUCUGAAUACUGCUGAUUAUAAAUAUGAUUGAUGCUGUGCAUCUGAGUACACUUUGGAAGGUCAGUUUUGUCCUUGUUUUAUCUCUACAAGACAUUAAUAACUAAUAAAUAUCUGAAACAUCACGCGAGAGCGUCUGAAACAUUAAGAAUGUCAGCACAGCACAAAACAUGAUAGGAGGAUGAGGCAAAUCGAACUACUGCAGUUGUCAUUUUGCACAAGAAAAUGUUUGUAAGUAUAAUACUCUUGUAAAUGUGUUACUGAGAAAUGUAGUUCAUGCUGUGUAACCAGUGUUUGUACAGUUUGUCGUUAACAUGUUUUACUUGAUGUGUUGUGGCUGGUUGUCUUUUCCUAUUUUCUAAUGAUUGUUAUGUGAUUUUGAGAGCUAUUAGUUAUUCUUUCAGUGGCAUUUUUAGGACAUUUCACAGUGCAGUGAAGACGUUUCUACACCCCUUGAGUUGUUUUCCAUUUUGUAUUCUAUAAAUGAAUUCUUAUUGUAGUUAAAAUAUUUCUAGACUGGAUGUGUGUAGUGUUUUCUAUGUCACUAAAGUAAUAAGAUAAAUAAUCAAGUAAAAACAUUAAAACAUGAA